GGCGGUGUGAGUGUUAGUGGCUGAUCCGAGCGCAGAACGAUGCCAUGUUCUAAAGGGAGGAAUCAGGAUGAUAGACAAACACAUUAUAAGAGAAACCUGCUGUAAUUUGAGAUUUUAAAUAAUCAAACCUCCUUUGGACUCCACCCUGUUUUGCAGAUUGUGGUGUUGGCAGUCAUCAUAUACCUGGAAUUGUUCUGCUUACUUAAUCAUAAGACAUCAGACAUACAAAGUGACAAAACAGAAAUUGAUGUUAUGGAUAAAAUGGAAAAUUUAUCCCAGGAGUCCAGAGCUGAACGGAUCGCUCGCUACAAGGCUGAAAAAAGGCGGGAGUUGGCUGAACGUUAUGGCAACCAGGAAGAGGAGCUUCCAUAUAAGUGGUCAAGAAGAGAGUGGGAGGGGCGUGGUGUCCAUGACUCAACCUUUGCAGAUAAGUACAUUUCAGGAGGAAUUAAUGGAGGAACGGGGCGGCAUGGAAGAACACCGCUAGAAGACAGGCUUGUUUCUACAAAUAUCUCUAAUGGCUGUAAAGUGAAUGCCAGUGUAGAAAACAACCAGCCAAACAGGAAUGAGGAAAACCCUUCAGACUCCCUUGACACUCCCCAGUUACACACUCAUGUAUCUGUAGGUCAGUUGAAGAGCACUCUGCUACAGCAAACCUCGAACCCAGCUGGACCUGAUAAAGUAAUAAUGGACGAUGAAAAUCGGGACUCUUCAAAAAUGGAUGUGCAAACAGAUGACAGAGCCAAGAUGAGUGUAGCUGCCAAGAUGUCUCUGUUUAAAGAGUUGGAGAAAACCGCUUCAUCUGAAGCCUCCUCAUUCCUCAAACCUCGCUCCAGUAAUAUUUUCCAUGAGUGUAGAGCUCGCCGUGGCAAAGAUUUUCGGGCACUCACUCAGCCAAUCACCUUUGAGGAAACCAUGAUGGCAGUGAGGCCUCAGUCAAGCGAAUCCAAGUGUCUGGAGACUGAGCCUGAGGCAGAGGAUGAUGCCUGCUCUAAGAUGUCUAUGAGUGAGAAACUGGCUCUAUUCAACAAACUGUCAAAGCCCAUAUUAGGACCUGUGGGGAGUCCAAUGAGAUACGGCUGCCCUCUAGAGGCCUCUGAGAGACGCAGGCAGAAAGGAGCACGCUACCGCACACAGCCCAUUACCGUGGAUGAGGUCAGUUUGCUUCAGAAAGGGCCUGUUCAGCUUCACCGUCUUCAUCUGACACCUCAUCUUUCCAAACAACAACAGGCUCUGUCCAUCAAUCUGAAGCCCAGUGAAGUGUGUCUUUCUGGACUGAGCUCCUCAAAGGAAUGGGGUUCCUCCAGUGAACACACUGCACCAAAUCAGAACUCUAUAGAGGACAGCAACUCUCAGAAUGCAGUGCAGCAAAGCACUGCAAUUAAAGGCAUCUUGAAAAAGAAUUCUUCAGUGGGAGUAGUGUGGAGGACUGAAUGCAAGGACCGGGAUGACCUGAAUGGACAUGGCCUAGAACCAAAUGGAGAAGAGAGGAAAGUGAGAGAGGUGAAAGAGGAAAGGCAUGCAUCUGCAUCACCAGUGGAUUCCCCCCUAGAUCAACUCUCCAGCGCUCCCUGGAGGCAGAGAGCAAGGAAGGAUGCCUCUACUCACAAAACACGAAGAUCUGCUCCAAAGCAUGAUGGAUGCCCAAAAUUAUCAGCAGACAUGCAUACCACAGAACACAGCAGUAAUGAAGCCAUCACUCACAGACUGAUGGACUCUAGAGAACCUGAGGAAGAAGAGGAGAAGAAGACAGAGGCAAGGAGCAAUAUCACGCCAAGCAUUUGGGCACAGAAGCCUGUGUUCUCCUCUGUGUAUUCUCCUUCUAGCUCCACACCUCAGUAUGUGAUGUUUUUCAAUGAGAGUAGUCUCUCUUAUGAAGCUCAGGAGGUUUCCUCACCAACUCAAACCCAACCACAGGUGAAGAGCAAAGUCAAGGCAAACUGUGAGGAGGAAGACUCUGCCAAUCUCGUCUUUACAGCAGCACAAACAAUAUGUUCCAAUGAGGUCCAAGAGAGUCUGCAGUUUGAUACUGAGAUGGCUAAAGAUGUGGCGACCUCUGAACCCUCUUCACUGCCAGUGUGUCAGACCAGACGAAACACAGAGCCCGACCUGAGCAUGCUCUGUCAAACAAACACUCCAAUAUUGAGCUCAGCUGUAGCCGAGCACAGGCGCUCAGUACGGCCGUCCCGCAGGACUCAGGGUUCAAGGAAUCCAUUACGUGCUCUUGCUGCUCGAGAAGACAUCCAACAUGAUUUCAUGCAGCCUGAAGAUGACAGUGAAAUUGAAACUAAGAGGGCUAUGAAAAAUUCAAACAGCACCUCAGUUACUCUCACCUCAAUUGAUGUCACUUCCUCUGGCAAUGUGAGCAGACCCACAGUGCCAUACAACAAACUUAUGCUCAUACACAUUAAAGGAUGGAGGCAGGUGCAGGUGCGGUUGGUAGAGCCGGUGGCGCGGUCUCUUAACAGUGGCGACUGUUUUCUACUGGUCACACCCUCACACUGCUUCCUCUGGACUGGCAAAUUCUCCAACAUCAUUGAGAGAGAAAAGGCAUCUGAAAUGGCUUCAUUGAUUGUGACCCAGAGGGAUCUUGGAUGUCAGGCAACAGGUGUCAUUCACCUGGAUGAAGGUGUAAAUACAGACUGCCUGCAGGCAGCAGAGUUCUGGAACAUUCUCGGGGGACAGACACAGUAUAAUGGUCCAGAUGGUGCCGAUGAUGAUGAGCUCUAUGAGAAAUCCAUUUCAGAGUCGAACUGUAUUUAUAGGCUGCCGGAAGACAGACUCAUGCCCCAUGAACAGGGCUGGGGCUCCAUACCACUCCUUUCUCUACUGGACUCCUCCCAGACUCUACUCUUUGACUUCGGCAGUGAGCUCUAUUUGUGGUAUGGGAAAGACGUUGGUCCCAGCAAGAGGAAGCUGGCACUGCAGCUGGCUCAGCAGGUUUGGGAUGGAGUUUAUGACUACAGCAACUGCAGGAUCAACCCUCUGGAUCCCUCUGCUGGCAAUGCACCCAUUAAGAAGCAAGGCAUUGGGCGGCCAGGCUGGGCACUUUUUGGCUGUGUAUUUGACCAAAAUGAGACUAUACUGUUUAAAGAGAAGUUUGCUAACUCAUUUGAACAGACAAAAGUGAAUAAGAAUCACACUGCACCCUCAAUUCAAGAAGAAGUCCAGACCACUUUGCUCAAAUCUCCUUCAGAACCAAUACUUGUUGAGCAGUGGUCAUGUGAUGCCAAAGCUCUCUUUGGUGGAGUCUAUCUCUCGGGGGUGUCGCAAAUCAUUCUGGAUGGUGUGGACGUACGAAUGGGACAUGGCCUAGUCACUCUGAGUGAUGGUCGACAGGCGGAGUUAUGUACUCUUGCAGUAAAAAAGUGGCUUAUUUCAGAGGGUGAAGAGUGUGAGGUCACCCCAGGGAGCUUUGGACAGUUUCAUGAGGGCAACACAUAUGCUUUACGCUGGACGUACAGCCUCACGCCCUUGGUGGACCAGAUGACAAGAGAUCAGAAAAGAUCUGCACUUUUCAUCUGGAAGGGGCGGAACUCAAAUAUCAGUGGGCGGGACCUGUCACCCACACUAACCAAUCAGUGUAGCUCUCAGGUGUUUGUAACUGAAGGGGAGGAGCCACCCUGUUUUUUGCAACUGUUUCAGGGAGGAAUGGUCAUUCACAGACAACACAGCAGCAGAGAUACAGAUGGUUGGCGCCUGUUCUGUGUGAGAGGGGAUGUGCCAGUGGAGGGCAGUCUGUUGGAGGUUGAAUGCUCCCGCUCCAGUCUGAGGUCUCGUGGCUCUCUGCUCCUGCUGAACAGCCAGCAGGGGGUGCUGUACCUGUGGCAUGGCUGCAAAGCACACAGCAGAGCCCGUCAGGUGGCCAAGCAGACCGUCCAAUGCCUCAUACAAAUGUGCCCGUCUGAGCUGGGCCUAACCACUGGCAGAUGUGUGAAUGUCCAGGAAGUUGAAGAGGGGAGAGAGUCAGCAGCGUUUUGGCAAGUUAUUGGACCACAGGACAGGAAGUUGUAUGACUGCAUGUUACAAGAUCCUGGUAAAUAUAAGUUUACACCCCGCCUUUUUCACCUGAGUGCCCAAUCGGGAACUUUCAAAGGGGUGGAGCUAAUUAGUCCCUCCCAUGUAAAUGGUGUUAUUACAGCAAUGCCCUUCCUCCAGGACAAGAUGUAUGCUAUACCACAUCCAACACUGUUUCUGUUGGAUAAUUAUCUGGAGGUGUAUUUAUGGCAAAGUGGUGAAGCUUCAGUCUCACAGUGCCCCCACUGGGACAAAGAGAAGAAGUGUGCCAUGGAGACCGCCUUACAGUACUGCAGAGAGAGAAAUCCCAGAAGGCCUCCAUUUGCUUACCUUAUUGAUGAAGGAGCAGAGCCUCUCACCUUCACUAAUAUAUUCCCUUCAUGGGAGAUGAGGGUAAAACCAGAACUACAAGACUGCAUAGUGCAUAAAAAGCUGGUACUGGUGCAAGAUGCCUUAGCAGCUAUUAACAAGAUCCAGUUUCCCCUUCAGGAUCUGCUGAAGAGACCUUUACCUGAAGGAGUGGAUCCACUGCACCUGGAGAACUACCUGUCACAGCAUGAUUUCAAGGUUGCUUUGGAAAUGACAUGGGAGGACUACAACUGUCUAUCAGAUUUACAAAAAAUGGACCUUAAGAAAAGCAAAGGACUUUACUAAAUCAGCAGCACUGCAGCCUAGUCUCAGCAGAAAAUACUUUUAAAAGUUGUGUUUGUAAGAUUGUUCUUGGAAGGUAUUGCAAUCCCAUGUACAGUGUACUGUAACUGUGAGUGUCAGUAUGUGUCCUUUCAGUCUGAUUAUUUUAAUGCCUAUAAUGUCCAUCACUCAUUUUGUCCAAAAGCUCAAAUCUAGACAUAACUGUUUACUCUGCCUUAGAGAAAUAGCUGCCAUGUUAAUUUCUCAAGUUUUCUUCCCCUCCUUGUCUUCCAUUGCAGCUGUUUCUGCCCUCCCUCUUUCUCUCUUUUUCCUUCAGUCUGCCUCCUCUGUCCUCUCUAAACAAAGCAGCACAUGUGAAGAAGAGGUAUGGGUGUUUAACUGAACUUUAAGUUGAAUUUGGUCAUGUUAGUUUCAAAAUAAAAACAUAAUGAUAUAUUUUCAGUGUGAAACUUUUAUUCCCCUUUACAAAUCUCAAAUACAUAAACAGGAUGAAAAUCAAAGAACAAAUAGAGCAACAAAAGAGAAACAUCAGUAACUAGAGUGCUAAUUAUGAUAAAAUUAUCAUUCUUUUCAUUGAAACUGAACAUUAAAUGACUGACAACUGUAUGUGAUACUUGAAAUAUGAAUUGCAGGGUCCUGUGUGUCUGCUUAUUGUACUGUAGAUGCAGUGAGUGUGUGUGUGUGGUAUUUGAAAGAGGAAAGUGUAAGUGUAGUGGGGGAUUGUGAACACUGUGACUGUGAGGGAGGAAUUAGUGUGGAUUUAGACUUCAUGUGACUCUGGUGAAAAAUUAUAGGCCACUUCUAGAUGGCAGACAGAGAUAAGAAUGUGAGUGUGUAUUUUUUUCUCUUGCUGAAUAAUGAGCUGACUUUUAACUACAAACAAGGUACAUUCACCAAAAGCCAUCUUGAAUUUGAGAUGUGAAUACACUGGUGUAUUUGGAAGAUGUCUCUUUACAUCUAAUUUACUGCAGUAUAUACAAACGGUUCUGCAAAUGAGACUAAACUGAUAAUGGAAACAAAUCUGAAUUUCCACAGCAGAAUUAGUGUAUACUUGUAAGAUAUUGGCCUAACAGCUACUCACAUCAGCCACAGAAAACUGAACAGAUCUUACCAUUAUAUGUCACUGAAAAUGUUAACAUUGAAGAUAUGCAAACCAUGUAUAUACCAUCAAAAUAUACUGUACGUUUUGUGUUAAAGGAAUGUUUUGGUUCAAUACAAGUAAGCUCAGUCGAUAGCAUUUUUGGCAUAAUGUUGAUUACCACAAAUUACUUUGACUCGGCCCUCAUUUAUUAAAAAAAGAAAAAAGGAUGAAAAUAAAUAAAUCACAGUUACAAUUAGGCUUUAACAAUGGAAGUGAAUGAGACCAGUUUGUUAACAUUAAAAUAGUCAUAAUAGCCACAAGAUGUAACAUAUCUGCUAACAUGAUUUUAAUGUGAUUAAAUCUUUUUAAAAAUGUAUUAGCCUAAUAGUGCUUACAAGAAUAAAGGGUUUACCUGUUUUACGUCAUCUUGACUUUGAAGUUGAAUUAUUGGAUAUAACUUUAAACAGAAAAGGUUAGUGAGUUUAUAACAUUAAAGCAUGUUAAAACAAAUGUUGUUAAUGGCUUGUGGCUAUUUGUGGCUUUGUGUGUUUUGAUAUUAAUGGACUGGCCCCACUCACUUCCAUUGUAAGUACCUUCCUGUAACUGUGAUUUUUGUCUUAAAAAAACAAGGGGUGAGUUGAAAUACAAUUUUUAAGUAGGCCUACUCAACAUCAUGCCUUAACUUCCACUGAACACAUAACAUCCUUUUAUAACAUAAUAGCACAAUAUGUACAGUACACUUAUCUAGAAAAGAUGUUUGUGUAAAAAUGCACUACGAAUUGUUAAGCCAAAAAACUUGGCAAUUUUAAUCAGCAACUAUUUAGAUCUGGUUUAUUCAUUUAUAUAUUUGAUUGUUUCCGGCACUAAUGCAGAAUCCGUAUCUUGCAUGAGGAAACAUCAGACAGUAUGACCACAAUUUAACAACUGAACUGAAAUGUAACAGUGAUGGAGCUUGGGAGAGAGAGAGAGAGAGAGAGAGAGAGAGAGAGAGAGAGAGAGAGAGA
Molecule: messenger RNA, 6753 nt
Organism: Xyrauchen texanus (razorback sucker)
Lineage: Eukaryota; Metazoa; Chordata; Actinopteri; Cypriniformes; Catostomidae
Product: supervillin-like
Exons: 28
Coding region: 253-4671 (1472 amino acids)
Biological process (GO): actin polymerization or depolymerization; barbed-end actin filament capping; actin filament severing
Cellular component (GO): actin cytoskeleton; cytoplasm
Molecular function (GO): phosphatidylinositol-4,5-bisphosphate binding; actin filament binding
Source: RefSeq, a predicted model, not a curated record